UAGUAAACGUCUGUCACCGCAAUUUUUUUUAGGUGAUCGUUGCCACGAUGCGUCUUCGAAUAUGAAUGGGACAUGCGUGCUUUUGUCCAGCUGCGACCAUGCUAGAAAUGCUCUCAAAAUUGGCUAUCGUCCACAAAUAUGCGGUUUUCAAGGUAUGGAUCCUAUCGUGUGCUGUAUUGAGAGAACAUAUUCUUCUGGAACAGCCAAACAAGACGUUGCGCAAUCCGGCGUUAAAAGUAGACAAAAAUGUGUGGAAUACCAACAGUACGUUUACGAAAACGUAUCAAAUCCACUUAUUGGAGAAGGCGUAGUACGUGUAGAUCGAUGUGGAUGGAAUGUUGGUCGUCUUUUAAUAACUAGCAGAAUUCAGCCAGAAGAAUAUCCGCAUAUAGCAUUAAUUGGAUAUGAGGGUAAAAGCGAUGAAACUCUUUGGUUAUGUACUGGAUCCCUUAUUAGUGAGGAAUUUGUGUUAAUCGCUGCACAUUGUGCCUAUACUCCUGUUUGGGGUGUACCUAAACGCGUACGAAUUGGUAACCACCAAAUAAGCACCAGUGAACAUAGUUCCGAGGUACAAGACUUUACUGUAAAAGAAAUUCUUAAUCAUCCUGAGUUUAAACAUCCCGCUUAUUACAACGACAUAGCAUUAAUAAGGCUAAAUAGAAAAGUUCGCUUAGAUGCAUACUCGAGGCCAGCUUGUCUUCAUACAACAUUUGACAUUCCAGUUCGGAGAGCGAGUGCAUUGGGCUGGGAUCACUCUGAAUCCUUUGAAAAUUCCAAUAAACAUUUACGCAAAACAAGUUUGGAUUUUGUUACUAAUUUGAAUUGUAAUGAUUCCACAUAUAUCAGCAAAAAAAGAUUAAGAAAGGGUAUUGUGACUGAUUCCCAGGUAUGUGCCGGCAGUCAUGGAAACAGUAAAGAUGUUUGUGAGAUAGUUACCGAUGGUCCUCUUCAAAUUAUUGAUCCAAACAUCUACUGUAUGUACUCUAUAGUUGGAAUUAAGUCAUUCGGACGAGCUUGCGGGGAAAUUCUGGAGAUACAUACGAGAGUAUCGAACUAUAUUGAAUGGAUAGAACAAAACGUGUGGCCAUAGCGCGUAAACAUAUUGUUAUGCAAUAUCUGUAAUGCAAGGAGCUAUCGUUUGUAUGAAAAAUUAUGUGUAAUUGUUGGCUAAUAUAAUAAAUAAUAUAUAAUAUAAUAAAGAAAGAAACCUCA
Photinus pyralis (common eastern firefly) is the source of this 1212-nucleotide messenger RNA. Its product is annotated as serine protease snake-like. Gene Ontology annotation, molecular function: serine-type endopeptidase activity. Bases 62 to 1090 code for a protein of 342 amino acids. Gene Ontology annotation, biological process: proteolysis. The record is from RefSeq and is a predicted model, not a curated record. The transcript has 6 exons. Lineage: Eukaryota; Metazoa; Arthropoda; Insecta; Coleoptera; Lampyridae.